GGAUCCGUGUGGACCACAGCUUCCAGCCCGCUGUAGCAGCGGCUGAGGGGGACGGACACACCAGCCGGGCACGUUCCCUCCGACACACACACACACACACACACACAUACACACACACACACACGCAUACACACGUAUAUACACACACACACGCGCUCAUUCGCAUACACACCUCAUCAUUCCCAGCAGCAUCAACACACACGCGCACACACAAUAUCAGGCUGGAAGGGAAGAAGCAGCCGGUCUGCAGAAAUCGGUUUGGAGAGCUGUCUGAAGACAGCCAGCAGCUGAUUUAAUCCACACAGAGUGGAUUCAGACUUGGUUUCCCCCUCAACCACCCGGACUCUCCUGUCGUGGGCUCAAAGCGUUCAGUGUGACAGCGACACACCCGACCAUGGACGGGAACAGGAAGUGGGGUCCUGGCUUCAGAGCGGUGCUGUUGAUACUCCUGAGUCACAUGACCUCAGCGCUCGAAGUGCCUCUUGAUCCUAAAGUACUGGAAGGAUUGCCCCAACCCCCCACCAUAACACUACAGUCCCCGAAGGAUUACAUCUUUGAUCCACGGGAAAACAUCGUCAUCCACUGCGAGGCCAAGGGGAAGCCUCAACCCAGCUUUUCGUGGACCAGAAAUGGGACCCACUUUGACGUGGAGAAAGACUCAAAGGUCUUGAUGAAGCCUGGAUCAGGAACUCUUGUCAUCGACAUCAGCGGGGAGAAGGCCGAGGCGUACGAGGGAACGUAUCAGUGCACGGCCCACAAUGAGCACGGCACUGCCGUCUCCAAUAACAUUGUCAUCAGACAGUCCAGGUCCCCCUUAUGGUCGAAGGAGAGAAAUGAGGUCAUUGUGGUGCAGAUGGGGGUCUCCCUGGUGCUGCAGUGCCGGCCCCCCGCGGGGCUCCCCCCUCCUGUUAUCUUCUGGAUGGAUAACAACUUUCAGAGGCUGCCAUUGGAUAAGCGAGUGUCCCAGGCCCUCAAUGGAGACUUGUAUUUUUCCAAUGUUCUCCCAGAAGACACCCGGAGUGACUACAUUUGCUACGCUCGCUUCCCGCACACACAGACCAUCCAGCAGAAACAGCCGAUUUCAGUCACUGUGCUGAACAACAGCCCGGAGGGGGAGCGCCGCCCUGGUUUCAUGCUGCCUCUGGGCACCACCAGCACCAAGAUGGUUCUGAGAGGGGAGACUCUCGAGCUGGAGUGCAUCGCUGAUGGCUUGCCCACUCCAGACAUUUCCUGGGAGAAGGACGGAGGCGAGCUCCCUAGCAGCAGGGCGUCCUUCCUCAACUACAAGAAAACCCUCAAGAUCUCCGACGUGAAUGAGGCCGACGGCGGCGAUUACCGCUGCAUGGCGUCGAACGUCCUGGGAAACGUACACCACAUCAUCAAGGUCACCGUCAAAGCGGCUCCUUUCUGGGUCAGCGCUCCCAGGAACCUGAUCCUCGCUCCCAACGAGACUGGCAUCCUGACUUGUCGGGUCAGCGGAGAGCCCAAGCCCAGGAUCAGCUGGUUUGUUAACGGAGUUCCCGUCGAGAAUGCGCCUGAGGAUCACACGCGCAAAGUGGACGACGACACUGUGAUCCUCAGCAACGUGCAGUCCGGGUCCAGCGCCGUGUACCAGUGUAACGCGUCCAACGAGUUCGGCUACCUGAUGGCCAAUGCUUUUGUCAGCGUUCUUGCUGAAGCUCCCAGGGUGCUCACUCCGCCCAACCAAGUCUAUAAGGUCAUCACUAAUCACCCUGCACUACUGGACUGUGCUUCUUUUGGCUCACCGAUACCGAGCAUCACAUGGUUCAAAGACAAUCAGAUCAGCAUUAAGAGCAGUGACCCAUAUGUGAUCCAUGAGAAUGGCACGCUGGAAAUCAUCGUGGCCCAGCCAGUGCAUAGCGGGAAGUACACCUGCAUCGCCACCAACAACCUGGGGAUCAAGGAGAACCACGUCUCCCUGGAGGUUAAAGAACCGACUCGCAUCCUGAAGCAGCCUGAGUACAAGGUGGUGCAGAGAGGAAUGAGCGCCGUGUUCGAGUGCAAAGUCAAGCACGACCCGUCACUCAUUCCCACCAUGACCUGGCUCAAAGACCAAGGAGAGCUGCCGGACGAUGAAAGGUUCGAGGUGGACAUGGACAGCCUGACCAUCAAAGAUGUGACGGAUGAAGACGAGGGUAGCUACACCUGCGUCAUGAACACCACCCUGGACCAUGACUCGGCCAGCGCCAUGCUGACUGUCGUCGAGGCAACUCCUACUCCAGCAAUCGUCUACGAGAAGCCAGACCCUCCCACUGACCUCGAACUGACGGACCAGACGGAGCGGAGCGUCCAGCUCACCUGGAGCCCCGGAGACGAACACAACAGCCCCACUCAGAAGUUUUUGAUCCAGUAUGAGGAUCUGCUUCACCAGCCGGGAAUUUGGGUCAACCUGACCGAAGCAUCAGGCAUGAGCACCACGGUGCAGCUGGCCCUCUCGCCGUACGUCUACUACUCCUUCAGAGUGCUGGCUCUGAACGACGUGGGCUACAGCGACCCCAGCCUGCCCUCGCGCCAAUACAGGACGAAUCCUGCAGCUCCUGAUGAAAAUCCAUCAGGAGUUGAAGGAGCGGGAUCAGAGCCUGGUAACUUGGUCAUCACCUGGACGCCGUUGACCGGACUGCAGUCCAACGGGCCCGGUCUGGAGUACAAAGUCCACUGGAGACGGAAAGAUGUUGAAGACGACUGGUCGUCACAGAAUGUGGCCAACGUGUCGCAGUUUGUUGUGUCCGAAACUCCGACCUACGUGCCGUACGAGAUCAAGGUUCAGGCGCUGAACGAUUAUGGCGUUGGCCCCGAUCCUGAAGUAGUGGUUGGAUUCUCUGGUGAAGACUUGCCUUUGUCUGCUCCGGAGAGCAUCCAGGUCAUGGUUCAUAACAGCACCCUCGCAGAAAUCCACUGGGAGCCCGUAUCCACCUCCUCAGUGCGGGGAAAGCUACAGGGAUACAAGGUGUACUACCACCGGGACCGUGGCCUUCAUGAGACCGAGGGGCAGCCAGACCAGCAGCAGCAGGUCUUGACGUUCGGUGGGAACCGCAGUGAGGGGCGCCUGCCCGGUCUGAAGCCCUACAGCGUCUACAGCCUCUUCAUCAAGGUCCUGAACAGCAAAGGGGAGGGGCCUUCAAGCAGCAUCAGGACAUUUGAAACGCCCGAAGGAGUCCCAGGGCCUCCCUCUUUUCUAAACGUGCUCAACCCAAGUUUGGACUCGCUCACCGUGAAGUGGGGUCCACCUGAAAAUAACAAUGGCCGCCUCGCCGGGUACACCCUCAAAUAUCAACCAGUCAACAAAACAAAUGAAUUAGGACCAAUCAAAAUCCUGACUUUCCUACCCAACGAGACCACGGCGACCCUGAGCAGCCUGAACGCCAGCAUGCUCUACAAGUUUUACAUCAGUGCAAAGACAAUCAAGGGUUCUGGCCCCUUCAUCUCUGAAGAGGCCUUCACAGCAAUGGACACAACUCGUACUCAGCCCACUGUAGAGACGGGCAAAGGCCCCACAGAGCCCCCCCACCCAACCUCCCCCAUCACUCAGUCUCUGCAUUCCCCGUUUCACAAGGCGCCUCCCGUUGGCCCGGCGUUUGGGACAGUUAACACUUCUGUAUUAGAGGACGGUGCAGUGAUCAGUUGGGAGUAUUUUGGACACCAUAAGACUGUAUAUGUGGAAUAUAUUGUAGAAAACAGUAAAGAGGACUGGAAAAAGGAGUUGGUUAACGGGUCACACUCUCAUAUGAUAAAGGGUUUAAAGCCGGGAACGUCGUAUAGGGUGCGUGUGGUAGCUAGAGAUGCGGCCGACCCGACAGCCCACAGCUCAGACGAGGUGCUGGUGGCGGUGCCAGCGGCGCCCAGCCGGCAGGUAGACAUCGCCACCCAGGGCUGGUUUAUUGGACUCAUGUGCGCCAUUGCUCUGCUCAUUUUGGUGCUGCUUAUAGUGUGCUUCAUCAAAAGAAACAAGGGGGGCAAAUAUCCAGUCAAAGAAAAAGAAGAUGCUCACCAGGAUCCAGAGAUCCAACCCAUGAAGGAGGAUGAUGGGACAUUUGGAGAGUACAGGUCGAUGGAGAGUGACACGGAGGACCACAAGCCGCUGAAGGGCAGCCGGACGCCGUCCAACGGGACGGUGCGCCGCGACGAGAGCGACGACAGCCUGGUGGACUACGGGGAGGGCGGGGACGGGCAGUUCAACGAGGACGGCUCCUUCAUCGGCCAGUACAGCGGCAAGAAGGAGAAGGACACGCACGAAGGCAACGAGAGCUCGGAGGCGCCGUCUCCCGUCAACGCCAUGAACUCCUUCGUGUAACCGAGGGGCCGCCGCCCGGCUGCGUCCCGGCCGCUGCGGCCCCCCCGCUCGCGUCGCCCCGGCAAACGUGACCACGGAGGCCGCCUUCCGCGGUGACGGUUGCCGAGGCGACAGUUUGCUGUGAACACCUACUUGUACCCCUGCGGUGGCUGUCGCUCCGGCGGCCGCGGCCGCCCCGUCACCGAGACUGCUGACACGUCCUUAUCUCCACCCCCACCCCCCCCGAGUCACACUGUGACCUACUCCGAUCAACACGCACACCCAACACGGCAGAGAUUGACACCCCCUCCACCCCCCCCCCAACACCACCAUGAAAAGGUGUGAAUCGAGAGAGCAAGCAAUAUGGGAUAGCGGAAGGAAUGUACCAGAACCAGAAGGGGUUUUUUUUACCACUCAGACUGAGCAUGAUUGUGGCAAAAGUGUGUGCGUUUGUGCCAUUUGAUCCUUUUUGCAAACUAAAUAUGACAUAUCCAAAUAUAUAUAUAUAUAUAUAUUUUAAUGAAGUAUAGUACGUGACCCACAGGCAGGCAGAUAUGCAUUGAAUCACCUUCGUAAACAUCUGCAUGAAGUUCUUAUCAUGAUUCUCUCAAGUGUUUCGGCUCCCUGGUGUCGGGAAAAGCUGCGUGUGGAAAAACGUCCGUGGUGCACGCCUUCAUGCAGAUGGAUAUGCCUUCUAUUGUUUUCUUUGUUUUCACUCGGAAAGUGUUUAAAUGGCUUGUGAUGUGCAGACGACGUGUCGCGGCGGCGGCACGUUUGAAGACAGUGCUGUGAAACGUGUGACUCAAAGUAGAAACAAGCGUAAUGUUUGUGUUUUUGGUUUGUUUUUUUGGUUUUUUUUUUUUUUGAGACAGAUGGACUGUACAUAUGUAAUAGAGUAAGAGGAAAGCUAUAUUUCAAGGUCAGGUGUGUCCAUGCAUUGAACCCGGCGCUUGGCCACGCCCCCCCCCCCCAUGCCAAAACUCCCACACCGAACUCCAGUCGGCCUGUUCUGAAUUCACCGUUUCUCGCUCGCAUUUCUUUCUCGGGUCGGUUUCGAGUCGCUGUUUCUUGAACAGGAGUUGAGGAGUGAUUGAUCCAGUGUCGUCCUGAAGUGCUUCCACCUCACGGCCGCCGUCGACGGCCUUGUUUUCCUUUUUUUUCCAGGAAGAUCUGCUCACACGCAGAGACAGGACACAUUGUAGUUUCUGGAUAUUCGGCUGUUUGAUGAUCAAGACGCUCUCAGCACAGUUUCUAGUGCCUUUGUAGAGAAAACUGACCCAGAUUCCUCCUCUGUUUCAUCAGUCUUCAUAUAAAAAAAAAAAAAAAACAGACCAGAGCUGAUCAAAAAUACGACUACUACUUAAAACCUCGCUGUACAGAUUGCUGCAAACGUUCAAAAACUACUUUAAACAUGCAGGAUUCAGCUUGAUGAGGGAGUUAUGACAAUUUUAUGAGCGGUUUGAUUUUGGGAGUCCGGGAAACCUACACAGAUCUCAAAACAACUUCAAGACAAUAGACCAGUUUCUCAGUUUUAUAGCGGCAACAGUUAAGAAGAACACUAGUCAGGUUCAGAUUGUUAUGGCCGAGUGACAAUCAUGUUAUCCAGCUACCAUCUGCUCAUGCAGCAAAACCCGACCGGGAAUCCGACAACAGACGAGUAUUAAAACCAUCAGCGUGUAGGAGACCGGAGUUCACGCAGCCAUCACUUCAGAGCAUCCUCUUCCUCAUCCGUUCACCGUGAGGAUUAAACUACUGCCAACCUGGUCACCAGGUAACCGCCGAUAGGGAGCAGUGAAGACUCGCUGGCGCCUACUGGUGGCUCUUUCAAACGACGGGGGUGGAAAAUGGCGUUAAAAUGCUGAAUGUGGAAACAAGUUUUUUUGUUUUUUUUUUCCUGUUUAUACGAAUGAAAAUAUUGCUUUUCUUUUCUCCCCCCCCCUCUGCAAACGGGAAACACAGCGGUGACUCUGGUUUAUGCAUUUACCCUUAUAUAUGUGUAUGUUGUUUUCAUUGGGAGUGCACCACUCAGUGUGUUUUUAUUACUGUAAACGAAUGGACUUACGGGCGAAUGUCAAAGCGUGUGUGUGUGUGUGAAUGAGUGAGCGUGUGUGUGUGUGUGUGUGUGUGGGGCACAUGCAUGCUACCGUGUUACAGCGUGCGUGAUGUAUACUACUGCUUUCUAUCUCUGGUCUAUAAUUCCAAUGUGUGUCCAGCAGUCUCCGGACAGGAGAUCGGAGACUUUCUUUCAGAAAACAUUUCCAUGUCUUAGUUUUAUCAUAACUUGCAUCAAGUUUUUAGGUUGCAAUGUGUCAGCUUUCCAGGUGUAGAUAUUUUUGUUUUCUUUCUUUUUUUUUUUCUUUUUUCUGUAAAUAAUGGCUUGAACUGAGCGUUGACCUGUUGAGGGUGGAGGUCGGAGCUUGACCUCAACCGGCCCGUGCUGCAUUAUGGGUAGGGGUUGAGGUUGAGAAAACGGCAUUGUGUGAGAUGAGACUAUUUACGGUUUUCACUCUUUCAUUUAGUGUGCAAUUGUUUUAUUAUUAUGAUUAUUAUAUAUUUUUUUUUUACUUCUCAGCUAAAUUUGCAAGGUCAGCCGUUCAGCCAAUCAGGAGAUUAUUUAACUCGUGAGUGAUUGAAACUCUUGUGACACCUGUAUUUGUUUCUGUCUCUUGACAGUUCACGCACAUUUUCUGUAUUUUUUUUCUUAUACCAAUGCACACAGUUACACAGGCCGUUACAUUUCAGCGUAAUCCACCGAUGUAACUUAGGACAGCAUUUGGUGUCCGGGUGAAGUGUGUUGUCCUGAACAAGACAAAAAAAAAAAAAAAAGAAAAAGAAAAAAAAAAAAGACAUAUCCUCCUGA
Messenger RNA from Salarias fasciatus (jewelled blenny), 7151 nucleotides. It is a transcript of the gene nrcama, whose product is annotated as neuronal cell adhesion molecule a. The transcript has 33 exons. Bases 395 to 4312 code for a protein of 1305 amino acids. NCBI's taxonomy places the organism in Eukaryota, Metazoa, Chordata, Actinopteri, Blenniiformes, Blenniidae. Gene Ontology annotation, molecular function: cell-cell adhesion mediator activity. The record is from RefSeq and is a predicted model, not a curated record. Gene Ontology annotation, cellular component: plasma membrane; axon. Gene Ontology annotation, biological process: cell-cell adhesion; axon guidance; brain development.